Messenger RNA from Amoebophrya sp. A120, 8368 nucleotides. Lineage: Eukaryota; Dinophyceae; Syndiniales; Amoebophryaceae. The record is from the annotation of a GenBank genome assembly.
AUUUUCUUGAUCUGUUACUGUGGUUGUGGCCUUGCUUAUUAUACAGUGUCCGGUAAAUAAAACUGAAAUCUGAAAAAGAACUAGCACAAACGAAACUCUGUGCCGCGCACGUGGUGUAGAACAAAGGGAGACGUACGGAACUCCAGAAAAUGUUCCAUGGAAGCGUGGCUAAUAUGCGUAGCUGAAAGUAGGCCAAAGCGCAGAAAGAAACAAGAUGGCGCAGCUGUUAUCAAGGCGGGAACAGCUUCGUCUGUGGCAGGAGCAGAAGCGAACUGGGAAAGCCUCGCCGACUGCGCAGUAACAUCAUGUUGUUGGGCCGACUUGCUUUUUUUUCUGUGAAGAUGUGUGCGAUUGCAUAAAAGAAGUUUCUUGAUGAAGACAGAACUGUGUUAGUGUUCGAAAUCGAACUUAGGAUGGUGCCCAAUAAGAGCUAACACUGAACGCUUUUAGGUUACCGACGGGCGCAACCACCAGCUCGCACCAAAAUAUCAAAAGCAACAGCAAGCACACCAGUGGAUUCGGCACGGCUCGCGCACCUGACACGCAUAAGCCUCCUGGGGCCAGCAGUAGCUCCUCCGGCCAUGCGCGGUCGGGGUCGUCUGCCGGUCCCGCGACCUUCAGCUCGAGUCCGCGACGGCACGCUCAGCACAACAAGGAGAACGAGCCUGGGCGACCUUCGUUGUGCGGCGCGAGGCGACGGCCGCCCCAGCCGAAUGCCGCCACCCUGGCUGCUGGUGCACAGGUUUACAAGCCGGGCUUUACGCGGGAGGCGUUGCGCGAGCAUGGUUACGUCAGUUCGGUACCGAACUCGCUGCACAAUUCCGCGGUGGACGUUGUCGUGGAUGAAGAAAUGCCCGACGCUCACGACCCGCAGCCAAGUGUUAGCCUGCCCGCGCACCCGAGCAGUUCGUCCAAGCUGCUAUUUGGCAGCGCAGGCACGGGUCUUCAGAGUGGUGGAACGGUACCUGCAACCUCCUCGUCCUCCUCUGCCCCUCCCAAAUAUAAUGAUGGCAAUAAGCACGUGCACCUGCACGCAGACGCACCAGCAGGACCUCAGAAUCUGUGGGGCUCUGCGGCUCGCAGACUGCCGCCGAAGAACAAACCUGCCGGCACGCAGAGUCAUGGGGCGCUUCCGCAGAGCGGCGGGGAGCAUAGAAAGAUGAACUCGAAACCGACCUACGCGAGCGCCGGGACGACUCCGCAGUCGCACAAAGACCCGCCGGCGUUCUUCAACUCCGGGAGUAGUCUUUACGGCCAGAGCAGCAGUGGCCAUCACCACCUUCCUACCGGGCCAGCAUCCACUGCCUCGCGCAGUCGAGCUGGCGCCGCCAUGUCGGUUUCUUCCAGGCCAGUUUCCGGCAAAGUGGCUGUGCUCGCCCCGUCCAACUUGCUGUCGACUUCGAUGUCCAGCGACCGGGGCGGGUCCAGCGUCCCGCGCGCCCGCACACCCAGCCGAAGCAAUUCGGUCACUGCCCGGGGCGGGUUCCAGGCCGGGACCAAAGCAAGCGAGAGCCGACGGACCAUACCGCCCGCGUCCUCGAGAACGUUAACCCGUAAGCAGUCUCUGCACGAAAGCAUGAGCGUGGAAAGCGGGCAGGUGCGAAAAUCUUCCUCCGCCGGAAGGAUCGGGGGAGGUGCAACAAGGAACCCGCCGUCCUCCUCGCGGCAGACACGACAUCCGUCGCCCAACGCGGGAGCGAACCAGAUACGGUCGAAAUCGCUGCAGACCGUGGAAUCAGCAGCACGGGCCGCAGGGGCUGCAACGUCGAGUACAACGAGCCGGGUAGAGCCGCAGCCGAUGGAGAUCGUCCUGCAGCCGGCGAAGAACAGAAACCCAUCCGAGGAGAGAUUGCUUCCAGAAGAUGAAGUGGCCCCUGCUCCUCCGGCUGCGGCACCGCCGGUCGCGGCACCAGCGGCGAACAACAAUGUCGGGGAUCAAGAGCAGAGUAGACCACAAGAAGCAAGUGCGCAAGACCACGAUCUCGCACCACCUGCUGCCACAAGCAGCUUAAAGCUGACGAAGAGCUCGCUGCGGCAACUAUCAUCGCCGCGGAAGCCACCGCCCAGCCCAGGAGAGAAGGACGAGGAUCGCCUGCCCUGCUUCGGCGUGCCAAGCCCAGGAAUCGGCUUGCCGCUGCACACGAGUCCUGCGCACCCCGACAGUAGCUCGCCGCCCGAGCCGAAUCUCUACGGGACAUACAGCGACCCGCGCCGCGCCCGGGACUCGGUGGCAAGCGUCGCAACCUUUGGCGGUGGUAGCUCGAACAAGAAAAACGUAGUCGCAGGAGUCGUGGCCGCACCAGAGGGCAAUCAUGCUGCACUACCGCGUGCGAGAGAGGCACGAGGCGAGAAUGUCAGUCCUGGCGCCGCAGUAGCCGUCCAGCCCGACUCCGGAGACAACAAUAUCGAAAGCAGCGGGGAGCGGAUUCUAAAAGAGGUGGACGUGCUGGAAAAAGAACACCAAGAACAGCAGGCCGAGUUCGACGCGAGUCGCGGUUUGUUGCCAGACAACGGCACCAGCACGGGGAUUGUCACGGAUCACCACGCCGAGCCGGGCGAGAGCUCUUUCAGUAUCCGCAUGGACAGCAACAUUCUCUUUGGCGAGGAGAACGCCUUAGCGAAGAAGCAACAUGAGCCGAAAAGCUCCGAGUCGUCGCCGGAGAUUAUUGCGCCGGGACCGUCGUUGCGGAAAGAUUUUUCGUCCGAACAGGAACAGCUGGGGAUCGCAGGAGAAGCUGAAAAUAACCAGCUGCAUGAUAAUAAUUCUCUAGAGCUGCGCGAUUUCAAUCCAGAACUUGUAUCCGAUGCGGAGUCCGAGCCCGUUGCCGUCGACGAAAGCAGUUCAGACGGCUGUGUCUUUCGUAUUCCACAGGACUGCGUGUGUUCGCGGAGCGCCUUUGCGCAGACGACCGCGGAGCUGCGUUGUGCCGCGCCGCGGGGCACGCCAGUGCCGGAAUUUCGACGAAAGUUGCGAAAACCAAACUGGACGGAGACAUUGCUGUACACGGUCGCGGAAGAGCUGCAAAAGUAUUUAUUUUUUUUGAUUUCUUAUUUGCAUAGCAGAUGGCACAGAUGGCACAGAGCGGAGUGGAUUUCGACGUGAAUGCGUAAUGUAGUAAAUAAAAAACCCACACCAGCCUUCCACCAGCAAGUGCGCGAGCGAGCCUUGUGGAGUUGGGCGGUCCGAGUCCGCCACCAGAGCUUGGUUUACCGGAUGUCUCCUCUGCACGCAGCGCCGGACGCCACAGCGCGAAAAAGGAUUUUGGAACGUCUGGUGGUGGGUCGAGCAGUUCUAGUGCUCCUCCAGUACGAGGGCCACAGCACGCGAGUCCAGCCGCCGGGAAAACGCCACUGCAACGGAAGUAUUCAUCACACGUAUCAUCUGCAGAGAGGCAAAAGCAGGCUACGGUGGAAUUAAAGAACCCACCAAGCUCCGAACCACCUCAGAAGCCGACCAAAACCCACGUGAGCACGCCGUGGCAGAAACCGGACGUCGCCGGAAUCAGUCCGGCAACCGAGGACUCGUCGGUCUCUCAGUUGCAGAAGAAUCAGACACCCACGAGCGAUCAGAGGAAGAAUUACCCCAAAUGGUUCAAACGCACGCCGUCUGGACAAACGCCGCGGUCCACUACGCCGGUGUCCGCGCGUGGACGCGGCGGGCGACCGUCCGACGAGAGCGGCGUGGGCGCUUUCGGCAGUGAGAAACAAGAAAAAAAUAAUUCCGCGUCUUUCUCUGCUGAAAGAGAAAUGAAGGAAGACGAUCCAAUGACCGGCGUGAUGACUGCUCAACAAAAUCAUGCAAGCAGGAGCGUGGACCAGAGCAAAGCAGCACUUUUCGUCGUCCAGGGUGGUGGUGCGAGUUCGUCUUCUAGCGCGUUGUUCUCAACAUCAGCGACAUCUUCUUCUUCAAAUGCGGGACCGCAGGCGCAGCUAGAACAAGCUGCGGCGGCGGCCGGUUGCAGCUCGUCCUUUCGCCAGAGCAAAACGCCACCGAAGCGGACCGCCGCGGAGGACGAAAAAGAGAUGAUGCUGAUGGAGAAUCUGCAGCAACGGGUGGCGGACCGCAGCAGGCGAAUGCAGGAAAAAAAAGCGGAAAGUUCUUCGCAGCAACAGGAGAAAGACCGCGACUCCCGAGUAGCAGCUGAGCAGCAACCCAGUGGCGCGGCUGCUCGGGCGCGGUCGCGGUCCGCCAGUUUCGAAGCGGCCCGGCGACGGUUCGAAAACGCAAAGGAGGAGGGAGAGCAAGUCGACCGCAUCGGGCGGCGCGGGGAAUUACGAGCGCCAAGUGGAGGGUUGGUGGACCGCACGGGCAAGAUCAACGACCCCGACGUCAGUAUGAUCUCGCUGCAAAACAAAUCACCACCGGAAAAACCACCUGCGGACGCGACUGCGCCAGCAGCCGUCGCGGAGCAAAACGCCGAGUCGCGCGUGAGCCGGGCGUUCGCAGCCAAGGAGCGCGCCCGCGCGCUGUUCGAGCGAACCAGAAGCAAUGCGAGUAAAGGAACAGCCCUGGUUUCCACCGCGUCGUCGAAGCUCAGCUCCGUCGCUGGCGGGAGUGAGCAAACAGGAACUACGUUGCAGGAGAACGCAAGAACCGUUAUUUCCGGCACAGGAUCCUCGUCCGCUUCGUCUUCUCAGACGAACCGCGGGCCAGCGUCAACGUCGAUCUUCGGUGCAAACCGAAGCUCGAGCGACACGACGAAUAACAAAAAAGACCGAGCGACGUCAGGCUCGGGUUUGUUUGGCCAGACUGCAGAUAAAAAUUUGCAGCAAGGAGGCAGCAGCAGUUCCGCUUCCAGUAGCUCAUCUUCCUCUGCACACGGUGCGCGUUCGAAGAGUGACCACAGUACCUGGAAUUCUAAAAUUCAGGACACGCGUUCGCUGGUUGCUCAGGCAAAAAUGCGGCUUUCUUCGACAACAGCGGCAGAUGCGAAUCGAGGUCGGGAGGAUCAAAAUAAUGCUCCUGCUUUUUUGCACAGCCACAGCAGCGCCGAAGAGUCGAGCAAAAAAGACAACGGCAGUUCGAUUUCCCAGCAAGAUUUCUCCAAACGAGAAGUGACCCCGGCAAGGAAGGCAAAGCACGAAGAAAAAACGGACCCGCUUGCGCUAAGUCAGGACACCAAAGCGAUUCUGCGCGACAUGAAACACCGGCCGAAGAUUUUAGACACCGUGUUCACGCCGGAGUUCGAAGACCACUUCUCUCCGGAGCUUCCGGAAGACGAACCCCCGCCCGACGGGCAACUGCUGCUCCACGCCGCAACCACGCGGCUGGGCAGCACGGAUUUCCGCACAGACGACGCUUUCGCAAGUGCUGGCCCGUCGCCCCUGGACGCCGGCGCGGAUGACAGUGGCAUCGGCCCCGUGCAGAGCGCCGCCAUGAAGUCACCGUCACCGUUGAAAAUCGACGUACAGAACGAUUUGACCGGGCUGCUUUUCCGCAAAACGCCAACCGAACUCAACGGACCGCAGGUGCUAGAGCAGAUGAACAGUGGAGGAUCAUCCCAACCGCAGGAAGCAGAGGAGCCGCGGUGGAAUCAAAAAACUACCGUCUUCGACGACUUGAACCGCGUGCAUUUCGGGGAGGAGAAGGAGGAAGAGGAUGGUGCGAUGGAUGUGUCUGGAUCGGAGAAGAAAGAAAUAGAGACUAGUACACAACAGAAUCAGCAGCACCAAAAAUCUUAUCAAGAUCUUCCCGGCGCCACGCUGUUUGAGCAGGAAAAUAACAAUUCUGUAAACAUUAGUGGUGAUUAUCGUCAAAAUCUUUCGCAGCAAGGCCGGUACAACAAAAACAAAACUCCGCGCGCGGACCGGAGCGGACUGAUGUACAAAACGCCCCACAGCGAAGAGCAGUCCCACCAUAUUGAGAGGAAAAGUCCCCCCUCCCCAUAUUGAAAAGGUAUGUUUCCGAAAAUCUGUGUUGCUGAUUUGUGACCACAAAUCAGGUUUGUCUUGCAAAAAGAAAAGCGCAGAGGCAUCCGCCCAAUCGUGAAGCGAUUUUGCAUGCUGUUGGUCCUAGAGGGUGGCCAUUUGCAAUGCUGAACAACUAGACCUGAGCGCUCCCAGCUAGGCUGCGGAUCUGGCCGGAGUGCGUUACUGCAAGACAAAUCGGAUUUGUGUACGCAAAUCAGCAUCAGAAAUUUCCAUUUUGAUAGGGGGAGGGGGGAUUUUUGCUUUUGAUACACCACACGCCGCGGAGGGAUCAUCUCCAAGCGGGGCCGUUACUGGAUGAGGACGAGGACGUGUUCGGGGACCAGAAUCGACGGGAGCUGCACCAGAUCACGGGAGACGAGGAUGCGCGUGGGGCGAUGAUGGCGCCGAUGUCGGGGAGUAGCAGCAUGAGCAUGAGCAGCGUGCACAAAAGCAGUCCGAAAAACAAAAACUCCUCCUCGCAGGGGUCCGGCGGGGACCAGCCCCAGGUGGGGUCGUUUCUGCCGCCAAAGCAACCGACGAGUGGCAUGAGCAGGCUGCCGCUUGCGCCUGGGGCGGUGACGAGUGCUGCUCCUUUUUUAUCCCACGCAGCAGCAUCUUCAUCACGAUUGGGGAUCGGUAUUGAUGAAGCUUCUCCAUUUAGGUGUUAAUCCAUCUUUAUUGUUGUGAGCUGCCUUUCAGUUUCAACUACACAUACAUUUUUUGUUCAACGGCGUUUUUAUUGAAACUACAGGCAUAGCUGCUAUAUCGCCGCACCGAGGAUCUCUGGAAGGCAGCGAGCUGUACAGCGCUCGCAGUCCGAGAGGUAAGGUUCCUGGGAAAUUUAUAUCGCCGUUCGGGAACCGUGACGGUCGACUCUCAGCUGGAGCGAUGGGCCAAAACUUCAAGUACAUUUAUUCUUCUUACUAGGAAAUAAAUCGGAAAUCGAAGUAUCAGAUUUGCUUCCCACCUCCAGCAGAAUGAAGAUGCGAAAGGGCGAGCAUCAAGAAGGAAUAAUUGUGAGCAGAGACAGUGUUUGUCGGAUCUCACUUGUUUUUAGAAAAUUUUCCAGCCCGGCACCGCGGACGCCCGUCGGCUUUUCGAGCAAAAGUCCUUUCGUCAAGGCCGAAGAUGUGAUGCCGCAAGCGCGCCGAAGCGGUAGUCCCUGCGGGCGCUACGAUUUUCUGUCGGAGGAGAAGUCUCCGGCCCGCAGCGGUCGCGGGCGCGCGCGGGGGAAUCCGAGUCCGUUGCAGGCCAUGGGAAACCGCCGCUCUAACAACACGAGCAUUUCCCCGAUCCGCAUGAAGCCGAUUUCUCCCAGCGCGAACAUCAGCCCGAGGCGUAUUGUUCGAAUAGUUGGAUUUUAAUUUUCUUUUGCUGCGUUAGCAUCCAUUUCUUUCUUGUUCCAACGAACUUGGACUUAUCACGACCUGCUAAUCGUUUUAUCCUUUCGUGAAAGUCCGUUACUCGACGUUUUGAAAACGCAACUAAUUAUGAUCCCAUCAGAACCCGCGUCCUCCUCCGGAAACCAGCUCCUGUCCGGUGGCAAGCCGUGGCUUCAGCAGCAGGAGUCCAAGGCCUCUGCCGGCUUGUCCCCCCUGAGCAACUGGUCCGGGUCGCCGGACCUCAAGCAUGACACGUUUGUUGAGGAGUUUCGGCAAGAGGUAAUGGACCACCCGGGUCACCCGAUUGACGACGCCUGGAUUUUGCAAGAAAAAACGGUGGAUGCCGAGCAGAUUCUUUGUCAGUGCGCAGACAUCGAACACUUCUACUUCUUCGACCGCCGCGAUAUCAUCAGCAAACUGAUCGACUUUGUCCCGUGCCACCUGGAAACCAUUCCCGAGGAGGACGAAGACGAGGAGAUGAUGUAUUGAGAGCGGUGGAUUAUUUAUUUCCACGUCGAAUUAUGUUGAGCUUGAGGUUGAGAUUUUUUUCAACACAAAGCCUAUCGAACUAGCAACUACUUCGCCAAGAACGAAUAUAUAGGAACGGUGCUCGUCCUCGACCGCGAGCGAGAUACAACAGAACUACUCGUCGGAAAGUCAUUUAGCAUUUUUGCAACAAACUUUCUCUUUCCGCAUUGAUUUUGCACGAGUCUAGAAACAAGAGUUGGUGAUUUUGCAUUUAUUAGGUCUCACGAUGAACAAAAAAAAAGGUCAACAUUACAACAAUGAUACUUUGCUCUGCGAUGAUGAGAGCCGUAGAAAUAUUCGAUGAAUAAAAAGCACGACGAGGAACUUUUGUCAAUUUCCAGUGGUUCAGCUACUAGCAGAACUUUCUUUGUACUUCAAUGGCUUUUUGGAUACAAUAGCUCUAGCUAAGCGCCUUUCGAGUCAGUGUAAAUGUUGAAAUUGAAAAACUAUCGACGAUGAAGUGUAUCUGUAUGAAACAAUAAGAAACGACUGUGACUGAAAGUCAGAAUAAGCGAAACUGCGAGCGUCUCGAGAAAGUGCCUGACAUG